Molecule: messenger RNA, 1347 nt
Organism: Nematocida homosporus
Lineage: Eukaryota; Fungi; Microsporidia
Product: ATP-dependent RNA helicase DDX18/HAS1
Exons: 1
Coding region: 1-1347 (448 amino acids)
Biological process (GO): maturation of LSU-rRNA from tricistronic rRNA transcript (SSU-rRNA, 5.8S rRNA, LSU-rRNA)
Cellular component (GO): nucleolus
Molecular function (GO): ATP binding; nucleic acid binding
Source: RefSeq, a predicted model, not a curated record
AUGGCCGUUCGUAAUGAUCUAAAGCAAACUGCUCCUUUUCUAUCUCGAGCCGUUCGCAAGACUCUUAAGACCAUGGAUAUAUCUAAACUAACUGAAAUACAACAAAAGGCAAUUGUUCCGGCCUUAAACCAUGAAGACGUCCUAGGCAUAGCCAAUACGGGCUCCGGAAAGACACUAGCCUUUCUUAUUCCCGCCGUACAGAUGCUCCUGAAGACCAAAGACCUUAAAUCCCCACGAGUACUAGUUAUUUCUCCCACUCGAGAACUAGCCAUGCAAACCAGCCGAGUAGCUAAGAAGUUACUGGCUGCUGUUCCAGGGGCAGAAGCUACUUUACUGGUGGGAGGCACUAAGAAGUCCGAAGAGUCCGCACUGAUCAAACAAGGCAGUGCGAUUCUAGUAUGUACUCCAGGCCGUUUACUAGACCAUUUAGUUAGUGGCUUAUCUCUGCAGAAGAUCAAAAUGGUUGUUCUUGAUGAAUCCGAUCGGAUUUUAGAUAUUGGCUUUGAAAGGAAUAUGCUGGAAAUUCUAUCCUAUAUUCCCAAGAAACGCCAAACUUUAAUGUUUAGUGCGACAGCUACUCCUAAUGCAUUAACCAGAGCGUGGCUAUCUCGUAAGCAUGCAGUGGUUGAGGUCAAGGAGGAUAAUCAAGUUACAGCGGUUGGUUUACAACAGUCUUAUAUUGUGUGUCCCGAAGAGAAACGGUUUUCAGUCUUGUUUUCCUUGCUUAAAUCAACAUCAGAUAAGAUUAUUGUGUUUUUUUCAACUUGUGCUUCAGUAGUGUAUCAUGGCGACCUCUUUACUUUGCUUAAAUUCAAUGUUGGUCUCUUGCACAGUGGAGUAAAGCAGGACAGACGAGCGAGAGUCUUUGACUCCUUUUGUUCGGGCGAUUUACAGAUUCUCUUUAGUACUGAUGUUGCGGCUCGAGGUCUAGAUGUGCCAGGAGUUAGUUGGAUUGUCCAGUACGACCCGCCUACUGAUCCUAAAGAGUACAUUCAUCGAGUAGGCCGUACAGCUCGAGCGGGCAGUACAGGUAAAGCUCUACUAUUCCUACUGCCUUCUGAACGCAUUUUCAUUCAGUACUUGAAACAUCUUGAGAUUGUAGUGGAAGAGUGGGUCUUUAGUGAACCCAAAGACAUCACCGACCUGUACAUCAAAACAGUUUCUAACAACUACUACCUGGAAAAGAGUGCCAAAGAAGCACUUAGAUCUUACCUCCAGGCAUAUGCCGGGCACAAGCUAAAGAAGGUCUUUGAUGCCACCAAAAUAGAGCUGCACCAAAUCGCCCGUUCGUUUGGGCUUAACCAGAUGCCUAAUAUUGAUAUUACUAUUGGUGCCAGCAAAAAGUAA